Messenger RNA from Thamnophis elegans (Western terrestrial garter snake), 2580 nucleotides. RefSeq names its product SKI family transcriptional corepressor 2 (gene SKOR2). The transcript is spliced from 8 exons. The coding region runs from base 1 to 2580 and encodes 859 amino acids. Gene Ontology annotation, molecular function: RNA polymerase II cis-regulatory region sequence-specific DNA binding; DNA-binding transcription factor activity, RNA polymerase II-specific; SMAD binding. Gene Ontology annotation, cellular component: nucleus; transcription regulator complex. NCBI's taxonomy places the organism in Eukaryota, Metazoa, Chordata, Lepidosauria, Squamata, Natricidae. The record is from RefSeq and is a predicted model, not a curated record. Gene Ontology annotation, biological process: negative regulation of transcription by RNA polymerase II; negative regulation of BMP signaling pathway.
AUGGCCAGCAGUCCUUUGCCGGCCCCCACCGAACUGCUCCUGACCGCCCCGCCCAACGCAUUCCCGCCAGAACCGCUGACCCAGCCCCCUCCCGCCUCCCGGGGCUCCUCGGUCUCCUCGGCUGGCGCCAUGAAGCCGAACCAGGUGGGCCAAGUGAUCCUGUACGGCAUCCCCAUCGUCUCGCUGGUGAUCGACGGGCAGGAGCGCCUGUGCCUGGCUCAGAUCUCCAACACGCUGCUCAAGAACUUCAGCUACAACGAGAUCCACAACCGUCGCGUGGCGCUGGGCAUCACCUGCGUGCAGUGCACGCCCGUCCAGCUGGAGAUCCUGCGCCGGGCCGGGGCCAUGCCCAUCUCCUCGCGCCGCUGCGGCAUGAUCACCAAGCGGGAGGCCGAGCGCCUUUGCAAGUCCUUCCUGGGCGAGAACCGGCCGCCGAAGCUGCCCGAUAACUUCGCCUUCGACGUGUCGCACGAGUGCGCCUGGGGCUGCCGGGGCAGCUUCAUCCCGGCCCGUUACAACAGCUCCCGGGCCAAAUGCAUCAAGUGCAGCUACUGCAGCCUCUACUUCUCGCCCAACAAGUUCAUCUUCCACUCGCACCGCACCCCCGACGCCAAGUACCUGCAGCCCGACGCCGCCAACUUCAACUCCUGGCGCCGCCACCUCAAGCUGACCGACAAAACCCCGCAGGACGAGCUGGUCUUCGCCUGGGAGGACGUCAAAGCCAUGUUCAACGGCGGCAGCCGCAAGCGAGCCUUGCCCUCCUCGGCCGCGCCGUCUAACCACGCGCGGCCCCCGCAGCCGCAGCCGCCUUGCCACCCUCUGGCUUCGGUCAGGACCGGCGGAGUGGGGCUGGGCGGCGGCGGGGGCGGAGGCGGAGGCGGCCUGCUGAGCCCGCACCUUCUCGCCGGACCCCCGCCGCCACCCCCGCCGCCGGACCUGACCCAGAAGCGGCCCCGCUUCGACGACGAGAGCGAGCUCCAAGAAGCGGUGGCGGCGGCGGCCGCGGCGGCCGCGGCGAUGGCGCACGGCAAAGCUCCGCGGAACUACCCGGUCAUCCCGGUGCCCAGCAAGGGAGCCUCCUUCGGGGGCGUCCUGCAGAAGUUCCCCGCCUGCGGAGGUCUCUUCCCGCACCCUUACGGCUUCCCGGCCGCCGCGGCCGCCGCCUUCAGUCUCUGCCACAAGAAGGAGGAAGGCGACGGGCUGGGCGUCGCGGGUCAAGGAGGAUCGGGGGCUCCCAAAGCGGCUUCGGGGGCCCCGUCGGCUGGAGCCGGCCUCUCCGGUCUCUUUUGGCCCGGGACUCGUAAAGACGCGGCUGCGGCCGCCGCCGCCGCUUUCUACCCGCCUUUCUGCAUGUUUUGGCCGCCCCGCGCUCCCGGGGGGCUCCCGGGGCUGCCCACCUACCUGCAGCCCCCGCCGCCGCCCCCGCCGCAACCGCCGGGCUGCUCGGCCCUGGGCGGGGAGAGCUCCAGCCUGCUCCGCCAAGCUUUCCUAGACCUGGCCGCCGAGCCCAGCGGCGAAGGGACGGCUGCCGGGUUGGGGGCGCCUCCCGCCGCCGCCCCGCAGGCUGGCGGCGCUGCGGGCGGGGGCAGCAGCCGGGAGCCGCGCGCUUUCGAAGGCGGCGGCGGCGAGGGCGGCGGUUCCCCCGCCUCCGAGGGCGCGGUGCCCGCUGCCCACCUGCUGGACGGCCAAGCGAGGCCCAAGGGGGGCUCUGCCUACCACCACUCCAGCGCUUUCCGUCCGGUGGGCGGCAAGGACGAUUCGGAGAGUCUAGCCAAGCUCCAUCAGCACCAUCAGCCGACGGGCCGGCCUUCCUCGCCGCCGCCGCUCCUGCUCCUGCCGGCCGAUCGCGAACCUGUCCUGCAGCCGGCCGGGCCCCGCCUUCUCUCCCCCGGAGGGACCAGUUGCAGCUUCCCCAGCGAAGACAGCAGCGAGGAGGAAGAAGAAGAGGAAGAGGAGGAGGAGGAAGAGCCGGAGGUGGACGUGGAGAGCCAUCGCAUCUCUGAAUUCAACAGAGCCAAUAGUUAUGCCAGCUUACCAGACUUGGCUCUGCAGACAUCCACACAACCUCUCGAUGCCAGCAAAGGCAAACAACGGCCAUCUCUUUGCUGCCAUCUGGUGGUGAUCUGGAGAUUGGUGGACCACAUUCCGAUUCCGAAGAACAAGGAAGCCCUCCCUGUCAGCCUCUCUUCUUCCAAGGAAGAUAAUUUCUCAGAUAAGAACAAGGAACACAGUUUUUUCAUCACAGAGGCCGACCAUCCCGGGGACUUUUGGAGAAACAUAGCAGGUGACCCCAUCCAGGAACCCAGCGUACCCCAUUCUCUGAAAAAGGACAUGGAAAACAUGGGAAAAGAAGAGCUUCAGAAGGUGUUGUUCGAACAGAUUGAUUGGCGCAGGAGGCUUGAACAGGAAUUCCAAGUGCUCAAAGGAACCACCUCAUUCCCAGUGUUCAAUAACUUUCAAGAUCAGAUGAAGCGGGAAUUGGCCUACAGAGAAGAAAUGGUUCAACAAUUACAAAUUAUUCCCUAUGCAGCAAGCUUGAUUAGGAAAGAAAAACUUGGCACACAUCUCAGCAAAAGCUAA